Molecule: messenger RNA, 954 nt
Organism: Alligator sinensis (Chinese alligator)
Lineage: Eukaryota; Metazoa; Chordata; Crocodylia; Alligatoridae
Product: olfactory receptor 10A7-like
Exons: 1
Coding region: 1-954 (317 amino acids)
Biological process (GO): G protein-coupled receptor signaling pathway
Cellular component (GO): membrane
Molecular function (GO): G protein-coupled receptor activity; olfactory receptor activity
Source: RefSeq, a predicted model, not a curated record
AUGGCAAGUAUCAAAUGGGGAAAUCAAACAGCCAUGACAGAGUUCAUUCUACUGGGAUUUGGUAAUCUCAAGAAACUACAGACCAUUCUCUUUCUGUUGUUUCUCAUGAUCUACAUUGCAACCAUAGCUGGGAAUAUCCUCAUCAUUGUGCUGGUUGUGGCUGAUGUGCACCUUCACACCCCCAUGUACUUCUUCUUGGAGAACUUAUCCUGUUUGGAGAUUUGCUACUCUUCCACCAUCCUGCCCAGGAUGCUGGCCAGUUUCUUGACUGGAGAUAAGACCAUAUCUGUUAGCAGCUGCAUCCUUCAACAUUAUUUAUUUGCUUUCCUGGCAGGUGCUGAGUGCUGUCUCCUAUCUGUGAUGUCUUACGAUAGAUAUGUGGCUAUAUGUAAGCCAUUACAUUAUGUAACCCUUAUGAACAUCAGGUUCUGCAUGCAUCUAGCAGUUGGGUCCCGGAUGUGUGGAUUUCUAGUUAGUACCAUCACAACAUUAUCAAUGCUUCAAUUAUCUUUUUGUGGUCCCCAGGAAAUUGACCAUUUCCUUUGUGACUUGCCUCCAGUAAUAAAACUCUCCUGCAGUGACAUCCACCUGGUGAAACUUAUAGCUUUCAUAUUUUCUUUUCUUUUCACAAUUCCCCCAUUUCUGUUAACAGCAGCAUCCUACAUCUCUAUCAUUACCACCAUCCUGCGAAUCCCAUUGACCACUGGGAGGCAAAAGACAUUUUCCACCUGUUCCUCGCACCUCAUCGUGGUAACAGUGUUUUAUGGAACUUUAAUUUUUGUUUACAUGUUACCAAAAUCCAGUGCCUUGAGAGACCUCAGUAAAGUCUCCUCAGUUUUCUACACUGUCCUGACUCCAAUGAUCAACCCUCUCAUAUAUGGCCUGAGAAAUACAAAUGUAAAGGACGCCCUGAGAAAUUCUGUAGGUAAAUGCAUGUCUUAUGCAAGAAUCUAG